Lactuca virosa is the source of this 261-nucleotide messenger RNA. The record is from the annotation of a GenBank genome assembly. Lineage: Eukaryota; Viridiplantae; Streptophyta; Magnoliopsida; Asterales; Asteraceae.
AUGUUGCACCAUGAAUGGAACAAUAGUCAAGUGGGGGCUUAUGGGUGUACGAUCAGUGGAGCAGGGCCAACUACGGUGGCCGUUAUAGAUGAUGAGGGAAAAAGGAAGGAGAUUGGGGAGAAGAUGGUGGAAGCUUUCAUGGCGGAAGGGAAUUUGAAAGCUUUGGCUAUGGUGAAGCAAUUAUACAGAGUUACAGAGUUGGUGCUAGACUGGUUAGUAGCAUUUCAAGAUAAUUAUGAAGAUAAAUUUAAUGAAUCAUGA